UUCCGGUGCAUGGGGUGCGGUUCCGGGUCGUGGUGCGACUCGGGGCUACAGGGUUGCUGCUCGGCCGGCCGGCCGGCUGCGGCGAGUAACGUGGGCAUGAGGGCGAGCCCGGAGAGUAGCAGCUGAGCCGGCCAGGAGGAACGACAGCCCCCGAGGAUUCUGAGAGUGCGGAGCUCGGGGCAGGGGCCGGGAGGUGCGGGGGAGCCGAGCCCUCCCCCAAAGAACGUGCCCCGGGCCGACCCGGCCGUAGUGUGGCUGCAGCUUCAGAUUAGGAAGACUCAGGAUAAAUUACACAGCUGGUACAAGACAGAGCCAGGAUUCAAACCCAGGUAGUUGAGCCCGUGAAACAACAUGAAGAGGAGAAAAUAGCCUUUUAAGGAAAUUGGCCCACAGAAAGGAUGGCCUUCUUGGACAAUCCAACUAUCAUUCUAGCUCAUAUUCGACAGUCCCAUGUGACCAGUGAUGACACAGGAAUGUGUGAGAUGGUUCUCAUUGACCAUGAUGUUGACCUAGAGAAGAUUCAUCCUCCUUCAAUGCCUGGAGACAGUGGGUCAGAAAUUCAGGGAAGCAAUGGUGAGACUCAGGGCUACGUAUAUGCCCAGUCAGUCGAUAUUACCUCAAGUUGGGACUUUGGUAUUAGAAGACGCUCAAAUACAGCUCAAAGAUUAGAACGACUCCGAAAAGAGAGACAAAACCAGAUCAAAUGCAAAAAUAUUCAGUGGAAAGAAAGAAAUUCUAAACAAUCAGCCCAAGAGUUAAAGUCACUGUUUGAAAAAAAGUCCCUCAAAGAGAAACCUCCAAGUUCUGGAAAGCAGUCAAUAUUAUCUGUACGCCUGGAGCAGUGCCCUCUGCAGCUGAAUAACCCUUUUAAUGAGUAUUCCAAAUUUGAUGGCAAGGGUCAUGUAGGCACAACAGCAACGAAGAAGAUCGACGUCUACCUCCCCCUGCACUCGAGCCAGGACAGACUGCUGCCAAUGACCGUGGUGACAAUGGCCAGCGCCAGGGUGCAGGACCUGAUCGGGCUCAUCUGUUGGCAGUACACAAGCGAAGGACGGGAGCCGAAGCUCAAUGACAAUGUCAGUGCCUACUGCCUGCAUAUUGCUGAGGAUGACGGGGAGGUUGACACAGAUUUCCCCCCACUGGAUUCCAACGAGCCCAUUCACAAGUUUGGCUUCAGUACUUUGGCCCUGGUUGAAAAGUAUUCAUCUCCUGGCCUGACAUCCAAAGAGUCGCUCUUUGUUCGAAUAAAUGCUGCUCAUGGAUUCUCCCUUAUUCAGGUGGACAACACAAAGGUCACCAUGAAAGAAAUCUUGUUAAAGGCAGUGAAGCGAAGAAAAGGAUCCCAGAAAAUUUCAGGCCCUCAGUACCGCCUUGAGAAGCAGAGCGAGCCCAAUGUCGCCGUGGACCUGGAGAGCACUUUGGAGAGCCAGAGCGCCUGGGAGUUCUGCCUGGUCCGCGAGAACAGUUCAAGGGCAGACGGGGUCUUUGAGGAGGAUUCACAAAUUGACAUAGCUACAGUGCAGGAUAUGCUUAGCAGCCACCAUUACAAGUCUUUCAAAGUCAGCAUGAUCCACAGAUUACGCUUCACAACCGACGUCCAGUUAGGUAUCUCUGGAGACAAAGUAGAGAUAGACCCUGUUACGAAUCAGAAAGCCAGCACGAAGUUUUGGAUUAAGCAGAAACCCAUCUCAGUCGACUCUGACCUGCUCUGUGCCUGCGACCUUGCUGAAGAAAAAAGCCCCAGUCACGCAAUAUUUAAGCUCACGUAUCUAAGCAAUCACGACUAUAAACACCUCUACUUUGAAUCUGACGCUGCUACCGUCAAUGAAAUCGUGCUCAAGGUGAACUACAUUCUGGAAUCACGAGCAAGCACUGCCCGGGCUGACUAUUUUGCUCAAAAACAAAGAAAACUGAACAGACGUACAAGCUUCAGCUUCCAGAAGGAGAAGAAAUCAGGGCAGCAAUGACGCUGGCGUCCAGCCUCACACUGUGGCCGUAGCUUCGAGCCUGCCUGCCGGGGCCAGGUGGCCCUAGCGCCUCCCUGUGUCCUGCAGUCCUGGGGGGAGGCCAGCCCCUGGCUCACGGGCACAAGGCUGGUGGGCUUAGGGGGAAAGGGCGGCACCCUCAGAACAGAGCUGGGGACAUUUCCACGGGACCGAAGCCUGAGUGGCAGUGGCUGUGGUUAGCGGUGCCCGGGGCCAGACGACGUGGAGGGGAGCCCCCGCUGCGCAGCACCGUCACUGCCUGCCUCCCCCGCCGCCGUGUACAUAGUUGCCCAGACAUUUCCAUGCAACUUGAUCAAAUUUCUUAAAACAAACGAAGAACAAAAAUGUACAUUUCUUUUUUCCUUUUAAUAAACAGGUGUACUCUUUAUCA
Rhinolophus ferrumequinum (greater horseshoe bat) is the source of this 2376-nucleotide messenger RNA. It is a transcript of the gene MAPKAP1, whose product is annotated as MAPK associated protein 1. Gene Ontology annotation, cellular component: TORC2 complex; cytoplasm; plasma membrane. Gene Ontology annotation, biological process: TORC2 signaling. The transcript has 13 exons. Bases 399 to 1967 code for a protein of 522 amino acids. Lineage: Eukaryota; Metazoa; Chordata; Mammalia; Chiroptera; Rhinolophidae. Gene Ontology annotation, molecular function: phosphatidylinositol-4,5-bisphosphate binding. The record is from RefSeq and is a predicted model, not a curated record.